AUGAAAAAGGUGAUGAGCAAGCUCGUGAAAUUUCUUGAGAGAAUCGUGGCCUCCCCACUGAUUCUUCACGGCCAUCUGAAGCCCGCCCCACCGCGAAAGAAGCUCUCCGAUGUCUCUCCUGAGGAGAUCAGAGUCGUCGUCGGCCGUAGGACGCACGUUCUUGUGAUGCCACGUGGGGGAGAUCACGUGAGCGUUGGAUAUUUUCCCACCGGUUCCCAUAUCUUUGGCCGGAGAAAACAAAACAAAAGUUUCGAUCUCUUUCCGGCCACAGACAACGGUUCUUCCGCCUUGUUACUCCGUCAGACGGAGAACGGAAGGAGGAAGAUUUUGCGUAUGGGAACACAGAGAGAACAAGACAAAGACAAGAAACGUGUAAUGAAAUGUUGUGUCUCUUCAAUUGUAUUCUAA
Molecule: messenger RNA, 408 nt
Organism: Microthlaspi erraticum
Lineage: Eukaryota; Viridiplantae; Streptophyta; Magnoliopsida; Brassicales; Brassicaceae
Source: the annotation of a GenBank genome assembly